Boleophthalmus pectinirostris (great blue-spotted mudskipper) is the source of this 3128-nucleotide messenger RNA. RefSeq names its product BTB (POZ) domain containing 17b (gene btbd17b). Bases 1103 to 2551 code for a protein of 482 amino acids. The record is from RefSeq and is a predicted model, not a curated record. Gene Ontology annotation, molecular function: protein binding. The transcript is spliced from 3 exons. Lineage: Eukaryota; Metazoa; Chordata; Actinopteri; Gobiiformes; Gobiidae.
CAGCUCAGGUCACUUUCUGCAGCAGUCUACAAGAGCAGCUUCCUGAGAUCCUGUCCAGUAAAUAUUCCGAGCAGCUUCAGGUUAGUCUAGAUUUUUAUAGACAUGUCAUAUAUUGAAUCAUUUUCAUAUAAAUUUCUGUAAUGGACUAAUGCCCUUGUUGCAUGCACAAAAUCAAAGCUACAUUCAGAUAUAACAGUGAUUUCUGUAUUGAGUGACCUAUAUCCUGCAGAUCGAUGUGUGCUGAGUGGUAAAUAAAGGGUAAAUUUUAAUGGCUGCCUUUAAAAACUGUCCAAACCCUGAGGCUGCUAUAUGGACUACUUACCCUACUCCAUCAAAUUUAAUUCUGCUACAAUUACAUUUUUUACUAAUUUUAUUUUACAAUGACAGUGAAUAUCCUCUUUUGUAAAAUGCUGAUAUACUUGAAUACAUAAACUCUACCUCAUGGUUAGUUGAUGGGAAAAACCCAGCACCAAUGAAAUUAGCUUUCCAUUAGUGAAAUUAACAUGGCUUUUGAGCAGUAAUUGCCCCUGAAUCAAAAUCUGCCACUUGAUCUGUUUAUUAAAUGUGACUGACUGCAGUUAGCCACAGUUAUUAAGGCGUCUAAUUACUUAAAAUGAAAACCCCUAUUAAAAAUUUGAAGGAAAUAAAGCGAGUAAUUACAUAGCCUUAACAGUUAAGAUUAAACUAAACAUUCCAAAAUCCCACUAAAAGUGUUCUUUUGGUCAUUUUAUUUUGAAAUGCAUGUGUUAAUUUAGUGCUCAUCAGGUGUUUUAGUCUUUUAUUAUGAAAUCCAGAAAAAAUUCCAAUCCUGCCAGAUGCGGUGAUGUUGGAUGAUCAAUGCCAUGUAGCACCCAAAAGGGGGGGAAAGAAUUCAAAAAUCAAAGCUGUCGCCAUAGCAACGCCCCUGCCAGAUUCCACCAAUCAAUGGCGUCUGUGGGGUUGUGAGAUACGCCGCGGAAAGGCCAGCGUCCUACAUAAAGAGUGCGGGACAGGGAGCAGAGCGGCACACGGGGCAACGUACCCUUGUGCUAGUGACUGUCAAACAAAGACAAGAGCAAGAAAAAAAGAAGAGAAAAAUACCUGAAGGGGAAUACUUGGAGAUAUGUUGCGUUUAAGUGAACCAUGGAGUUUUUCCUUGGUUAUAAUGGGACUCCUAUCACUAAGCAUCAACUCUGUCCAUGUCAAAGCAGCUGCCCUGAAGCCAGAGACAGUGCUGGACAGUGGGGCCACCAUCCUUAACCACUCCAUGAGUUUGGUGCAGCGCAUAGAGAACUUAUUCAUGUCUGGGAACAACAGUGAUGUGACUUUGAGGGUGCAGAGCAUUAACACAGAUGAGGUGAAGGUGCUACAGUCCCACUCACUGGUGCUCAGUCUGCAGAGUGAUGUGUUUGAGGACCUGCUGCUCUCCCGAAACUCCAGCACUUUGAUUCUGAGGGAGGCCCCUGACUGUGCAGCUGUCUUUGAUAAGUUCCUCAGAUAUUUCUACAGUGGAGACAUCGGCGUGCGACUUGAACAGGCCAUUGCUCUGCACAAACUGGCCAGUAAGUACCAUGUGGGAGCCUUGCAGCAGGGAAUGACCCAAUACAUGACCCAACAUCUUUCCAGUGACUCCCCUUCAGGCCAUGUGGUCAACUGGUACAACUAUGCACUGCAAAUUGGAGAUGCAGCCCUGCGGGAUAGCUGCUUGCAGUACCUGUCCUGGAACCUGUCAUCAGUGCUGCAGAGUGCUGAAUGGGGCUCUAUAAGUGAAGACCUGCUUCUGUCUCUGCUCCAUCGCUCCGACCUAAUUCUGCAAAGUGAACUUGAGUUGUUCGAAGCAGUAGAGGCCUGGAUAAACCUAAAUCAACCCGUUGCUGCUACCGUAGAAAGCGCACUAAGGUCUAUCCGAUAUGGCAUGAUUCCUCCUCAGCAUCUUUUCCGCCUGCAGAAACAAUGCCCCCUCCUUGUAAAAUAUUACGAAGCUAUCCGUGACCUCCUCUAUCUUGCGUUCCAGUUCCACUCUGCAUCGCCUAUCCAACUGGCCAAGUACUUUGAUGUGAACUGUAGUAUCUUCACUCCACGUAACUACCUGUCUUCGUCUUGGGGUUCCAGUUGGGUGAUCAACAACCCCACCCGUGAUGAUCGCAGUUUCAGUUUUCAGACCCAGUUGGGCCCUAGUGGUCACGACUCCAGCAAAAGAGUGACAUGGAAUGCCCUCUUUUCACCUCGCUGGCUGCCACUCAGUGCAAGAUCCACCUACACUGAACUGGGGGCAAUGCAGCCAACGCGCACAGAUGGAGGUCGCCCUAGGAUCAUUGUGACGCCUGCUACGUCCAGCCCAGAUUUUGCUGGAGUGAGUUUCCAGAAAACCGUUAUUGUCAUGGCCAGACAACAGGGAAAAGUAGUAGUACGUCAUGUCUACAACUUUCACCAAAGCACAGAAGAGACAGGGGAUUUCUUGGCAGAUGCAGACCUCCAACGCCGCGCCUCUGAGUAUCUAAUUGACAGCUCUUUGUUCUUGCAUGUUAUAAUAAAACCUGUUUAUCAUAGUCUGUUGGUGUCAAGAAAGUGAAAGUAACCUCUGCUAAAACCACCUCAUCAUUGAUUUUACACUCUCCAACUGUACAAAACCAUGCAUGUAGUCCACUCAUAUCACAACACAUUGUUAUUCAUUAGAACAUCUUAUUGUCAAUCAGUGCAUUUUGUUGCCUUCCACCCGUUAAGAUGUGUGUGUUGUGGAUCAAAAUGAUUUCAUCGUUAUCAUAAAACUCAUAGUGGAGAUGCUUCCUACACAAAACACUGCAUUUGUUUUAGGUAAAGAUUCUGAUUAUUCCUAUUUAUUUUUUCCUUAUGCAAUAUGACGUAUGUAAAUGUUCUGACCUAGAAUUUAGUAUUUACAACUUUGUUUAUCACAACAGCCCUGCCCCAAGCCCCCAACUGCAGCCUAUGUUUAAGAUAUUUUUUUCUCACAAACAUUGAGCACUGACUAAAUGGUUCAUGUCCUAGUGAGAUACCUUAUAUGUAGUUACUUUAUUUAGUAUGUAUGCUUUUUUCUAUUUAUUUAUUUGUGGCAUUGUACUCAGUAAAUCCACUGUACUGUAACUAAUAAUAAUAAAAUGGAUUUGGAUAAUUAUUUAUUUAUUAUUUUA